UCAUCCUUGUUUAAUAUUUCAAAACGAUAAAGAUGAAAUGAUGCUCGCAAUCGUUGCGAACGUUAAGUGAAACGCGUCCUGAUUGUAAGUAUUCGAGGUCUCCUCGUAAUCUCUUUCAUUCGGGAACGUUUUUCUUAAAGAUUUUUUUUUUUUUAUUAAAGAUUCGCCGAGACAUUUUUCAAUUUAGAUUCUGCGCGUCGAUACAUCGCGUACGAUACGUGUCAGAGCCAAUCUUACAAAAAUCUUCAUUUCGGAGUUUCAACGCGUUCGCAACGUUUCUGGAACGAUUCGCAAAUUUAAAUCCGCGCUCCAAUCUCGCGGGUGAGAGACAAAUCGAUAGCCACUGCAUCAGCUGUUUAACUCUCUCCUUUCCCUCCUGCUUCCCUCACCGACGAUUCUCCCUUAAGGUCGCCACUUGUGUCAUCACGGCCAUAUUAGGCACGAGUGGAGGAAUGAGGACGUUUCGCGAUAAAUGAGGCUGCCCUGAAAUUUUCAAGGCAGAUUUACUCAGCUGCGUUACGAGGUUCUUCCCGGUGGAUUGCAAGGGACAGCCUGCGAAGCAUGGCAUGGCAUUGCAAUGGCACUACGAACCAAGAGAUGGUGACGAAGUUGAAAGAUGCUGGUAUACUGGCAACGGACAGAGCAGAAGCCGCUAUGCUCGCUGUUGACAGAGCCAAAUACUGCCACGAACCAGAUCCUUACCUCGAUCGUCCCAGAAGAAUUGGUUACAACGUGACCAUCAGUGCACCGCAUAUGCACGCGUACGCAUUGUCUAUCCUCUCUGAUCAACUCUUCGACGGCGCCAAGGCACUUGACGUCGGCUCAGGCUCGGGUUAUCUGUCCACUUGCAUGGCAUUCAUGGUAGGCUCAGGCGGACGCGUAAUAGGCAUCGAGCAUAUUCCCGAACUCAUAGAGAUCUCCACUAGGAACGUUCGCGAGGACAAUCCGCACUUCCUCAAAGAGGACCGCAUCAAAUUUGUGGUGGGAGACGGCAGAUUGGGACAUCCUGCUGACGGCCCUUACAACGCUAUACACGUUGGAGCAGCGGCCGAAACUUUACCGGAGACGCUGAUUGAUCAACUGGCUCCUGGAGGUCGACUAAUCUGCCCAGUCGUGGCCAUAAAAGGUUUCCAAAGGUUACAAGACCUGCUACAGGUGGACAAGAGCACAGACGGCGCGAUCACAAAGAAGAAGCUGAUGCAAGUUUCUUACGUUCCUCUCACGGAUCCCACCACUCAAUUACGUAAUUAGAGUUACUAAGGUGAGGUGUCACGACGGAAAGAAACGCAAAAUUUCCGAGGAAACGAUCGCGUAUCAGAUUAGUAAUAAUCAAAAUUUUUGUAUCUACAAAUUUUUUUCACGCAUGCGUAGAUGUGGAGUGCACGCCGUCUUCAAUUGGGGAUAUCAAUAAACUAUAUAUAUUUUGUACCUACCUUGGUUAAUUCCUUCGCAUUUCUUCCACUAAUUAACAUAUUGCAGUCGCAACUACGAUUGUUUUCCUCUUAGGAGACACUAAUGUCGUUUUAUCUUUCUUAACAUUCAAUAAAUAACAAAGAUUGAAUAUGUCGACUGUGUUAUCUAAAAGGAAAGCAGCUCAUAUAUAGGGCAUUCCAUGCCAAGCUAGCCACUCACUUUGCGAAAUUUAAUGGAUUUCGUUCAUAUUGCUUGAACAGUUUGAUGAAUAAAGACUCUACGCCAAAUAAUA
Messenger RNA from Trachymyrmex septentrionalis, 1705 nucleotides. Its product is annotated as protein-L-isoaspartate(D-aspartate) O-methyltransferase-like. Gene Ontology annotation, biological process: protein modification process. Lineage: Eukaryota; Metazoa; Arthropoda; Insecta; Hymenoptera; Formicidae. The record is from RefSeq and is a predicted model, not a curated record. Gene Ontology annotation, molecular function: protein-L-isoaspartate (D-aspartate) O-methyltransferase activity. The transcript has 7 exons. The coding region runs from base 562 to 1251 and encodes 229 amino acids. Gene Ontology annotation, cellular component: cytoplasm.